This is a messenger RNA of Pieris brassicae (large cabbage white), 3374 nucleotides long. RefSeq names its product transmembrane protein 184C. The coding region runs from base 305 to 1630 and encodes 441 amino acids. The record is from RefSeq and is a predicted model, not a curated record. The transcript is spliced from 6 exons. Lineage: Eukaryota; Metazoa; Arthropoda; Insecta; Lepidoptera; Pieridae. Gene Ontology annotation, biological process: transport. Gene Ontology annotation, molecular function: transporter activity.
AAAUUGCGAGACGUGAUUCAAAACUUAGUUAAUAAUUAUUGUUAUUAUGUACUUUGUUAAUUCUUUUUGUUUAGUAAAUGUAUACAUUGAUGUUAUAAUUUCGAAUUCAAUAUACUGCUCAUUAUUUAAUUAAUAGCAAUAAUAAUUAAUAUUCGGUUAUAGUUAAUAAUAAUUUUCUUUUGCUAAAUUUAUGUGAAUGUAUUAAGUGUAUUCACAUGCGUAACGAUUUGCUUAGAGUAUCAGAUGAAAGUGACUUUCCGUGUAGGCAUUUUUUUAUGAAAAACUCCUAUAGUAAUCAACGAAUAUGUGCACGGAGCCAGUGAGAUCAUUUUUUAGCCAGUGGCGACUUUGGAUAAGGCCUUUCUUUAUUGCGACAUAUAUAUUAUUGGUAAUUGUAUUAGUGCCAACACUAAUUGUACAUGCUAUUGAAAAUGGAUUUACAAAAUCUGAUCAAGGAACGUUGGUUGCUGGGGGCUUCGUACUCUUGGCUGUGCCAAUAUCAAUUUGGCAAAUUACACAACACAUAGUACACUAUACUAAACCGUCAUUACAAAAACAUAUUAUUCGAAUAUUAUGGAUGGUACCAAUUUAUGCCUUAAAUGCUUGGCUUGGCUUAGAAUUUCCUGAGCAGUCUAUAUAUAUGGACUCCCUAAGAGAAUGUUAUGAAGCAUAUGUUAUAUAUAAUUUCAUGAAGUAUUUACUUAAUUACCUCAAUGAUGGUAAUGAUUUUGAAGAAUUAUUAGAGUCAAAGCCUCAAGUGUAUCAUAUAUUCCCCUUGUGUUGUUUGGCUCCUUGGGAAAUGGGAAGUGAAUUUAUUCAUAACUGCAAGCAUGGGAUUCUGCAGUACACACUUGUGAGGCCUCUGACAACUGUCAUCUCAAUGAUAUGUGAACUUUGUGGUGUCUAUGGAGAAAGUGACUUCAGUGCAAAUGUUGCUUUCCCUUACAUGGUAGCAAUUAAUAACUUGUCACAAUUUGUGGCUAUGUAUUGUUUAGUAUUAUUUUACAGAGCAAAUAGGACAGAGUUAAAACCAAUGAAGCCUAUUGGAAAAUUUCUAUGCAUCAAAGCGGUAGUUUUCUUUUCAUUCUUCCAAGGCGUUAUUAUAAAUAUUUUGGUAUACUGUGGUGUGAUAUCAACAAUAUUUGAUAUUUCUGAUAAGGACAAGAUAAAGAUUAUGUCUUCCAAACUACAGGACUUCCUGAUUUGCAUAGAGAUGUUUAUAGCAGCGAUAGCCCAUCACUACAGUUUCUCGUACAAGCCUUAUAUAUCGCCUCUCGAUCCAUCUCCAUCGUGUUUGGGCUCGUUCCUCGCGAUGUGGGAUGUAUCUGAUGUCAAACGGGACAUUUCUGAGCAUCUUGGCGUUGUGGGAAGCUCAUUUAGCAGACGAUUACGAGGUAAAUCAAUGUAUCACAUGACCAAAGGUUAUGAUGAGAGCUCAAGGCUUGUCAGCGAACAAGUUCCAUCCAGCUCUGCUCCAGAUUUGACAGUUGAAGCCACGGAACCACCGUCGGUGGACAUACGACCUUCUGUAUAUGGAUCUCUCGAUAGCACCAUGGCAACGGGUUCAAUGAACUCUGAAACUGACCCCUUACUUGAUAUGUCCGAAGAUAAAUCUGAACCGAGAGCGUAAUUAACGAACUAAUACGAAUUGUAUGUUAGCGAUUAAAGAUAAAUGCAAUUUAAAAAAACCUUAUGCUAGUUGUUAGAAAUUUGUGUAUAAAAUAACGGAAUGAUAUGAUGACCACUUGCAAUGUCUAAUGUGGUAGAUCUAAGGUUUGGGGGGGGGGGGGAUUCCCACAGUAAAAGUAAUGGAGGAGUGCGGUAUGUAUGUUCAUAAUAUACUAUUAAAGUGAUUAAUGUCCUGUUUGGAUCGUUUUUUAUCAAUAAGAAAAUUUUCAAUAUCAAGGCAAGUAAUAAUAACAUUUAAAAUUUUGUGAUAUGGAGACCCCACUCCAAGCCCCAGAGUUUAUAUUGAAACUAUUUGAAUCAUUACUAUUAUGAAGUGUGAUGACGUCAUCAUAGUUUUAGUGUAUUUUACAAUGCAUAAUUUAAAUAUGAUUUUUUAUGGCCAUGGCGGUGUAACAGCAUUUAUAAUUGAAUCCAGAAAUGUGAAAUUAUAUUUAAUAAAAUAUUUUUAUGUAUAACAUAAAAAUAUUACGAAAAAUAGAUUAAAAUUACAUACUAAAACAUAUUCAUGAGUUUACUAUUGUCUCUGGUUUUAAGUGACAUUACAACACUAUUGCGUAUUAUUUAUGAUUUACGUAAGCCGGCGUUUUUUUUUUAAAUUUUUGUUAACGAUUCGAAGGACUUUCAUACUGUAUAUAAUAAUUCUAAUAAUCGGAAAAUAUUUAAUUAAAGGAUGUCAGUCGUUCAAUGAAUGAUUAUGUCAUAUCAACUUUUCUUCGGUUUUUAUCUGCGUUAAUUAUUGAACCGAAUGUUAAGUAAACAGCAACUGACAAACGCUUAUAAUGAACUAACCAAGUGUAUUUAAGAUAGAUUUCUAGAAAAUCCUUCAUAUUUUUUGGCUGAUUUUAUGAAUUAUAAAUAUAAUAUGACAAUGUAUGAUUUUAAAUGUAUAUUUAAGUAUUAUUAAUGUUGCAUUCCAAAGGCUAGAGCAAGUAUUUCUCCCUUCUCUGUACUUAAAGUGUGUUUUGUUGAGUGGAAUAAUUUUUUUUCUAUGCUAUUUCAAUACUAUUGAAGCGUAAAUACGACUUAAAUUUUUCCGAAAUAAUGUUUUUAACACAUUAAAAAUGCUUUAUAAACUAAUAUCUUUUUGGAAAAUUAGCUAUAUUUGAAAUAAUGUUUAUUUAUUCGUAACUAUGUUCUUACGCAAUUUAUAACUUUUCUUAGAAAUUCAUAUAUCGGAAGAUACAUGAGCAUCUCAAAUAGUAUUGUUAAUACAUUUAAACUUAAAGAGCACGGAUUUAGUCUUGCCAUAUAAAAGGAGUGUUUAUUACUAUUAAAUGUGCGUUGUAUGCGCGGCUAGAAUUUCAGUUACAAAAAUUAAUUUAACACUUCGUGAACGUACAAGUAUAGAAAUUGUUUAGGCCUUAUAUCAGCGACUUUGCUGUAACUUCACAUGGUGACAACGACAUAGUGUCACAAGGAGCAUAACCUUGGGAUAUACAAAAACCUGUUUCAGUAUCUCUAUUGGAAGUUAUAGUAAGGGGCUUAAGGUCUUUAAAAAUAUGAAAUUAUUUUUGAAAUUUAUCAUUUUUAAAUGGACUGAAAUGUAUAAAAUACACUACUCUCGUUUUUUUUUCACGUUUAAAAAGCUUUAAAUACUUUAUUGUGUGUGUUACUUUACAUAGAUCUUUCUUUUAUUAGCAAUAAAGCAUAAUAACCACACUAUGGUAAUAUAAUGGAAUGUGAUA